This is a messenger RNA of Lathyrus oleraceus (garden pea), 351 nucleotides long. RefSeq lists its product as uncharacterized. The coding region runs from base 1 to 351 and encodes 116 amino acids. The record is from RefSeq and is a predicted model, not a curated record. Lineage: Eukaryota; Viridiplantae; Streptophyta; Magnoliopsida; Fabales; Fabaceae. The transcript has a single exon.
AUGGUAAACUCUGAAACUGUCAGCAUCAUUGAGGCUCUUAAGAGGAAGGUGUGGGUGAACACCAUGAAGGAAGAGCUUGAGGCCAUUGAAAGAAACAUGACAUGGGAAUUGACUGUUCUACCUCAGAACAAGAAAUCCAUAUGUGUGAGAUGGGUUUUCAAGAUAAAGCUAAAGCCAGAUGGUUCAGCUUCCAAACAUAAAGCAAGGUUAGUAGCUAGAGGAUUCCUACAAAAGUCUGAUUUAAACUACUUUGAAGUGUUUGCACCUGUAGCUAAACAUGAAACCAUAAGGUUGAUUAUUGCUAUAGAUGUAAAUAUGAAUUGGCAUCUAAUACAUUUAGAUGUAAAGUAA